AUCAAUAUAUAUAUAUAUAUAGAAUCCGGAAGACUGGAUUUCCUGAGAGAGAAGUAGAGAGGAAAAUUAGAUACAAAAAGGAGAGUUAAUGAUUCGUCGUAAGCGCUGAAAAUGCCCUGAAUCAAAGGCGGUUCCGGUCCACCGCCGAUCCACUGUCUCUGUCUCGUAUACUCUCACUUAUCUGUCUCCAUCUCUAUCACCGCCCGAGUCUGCUGAAUCCUGUGUUCUAGAUUAUGGCAUUUGAUCACAACGCUAUACCAAAAGACCUGAGACCGUUGAAUGUGGUUAGCUCUAUGACUGAAGAACCCCGCAUGGCAGCUACUAGUAAUGUCAGUGGUAGAAACAUUGAAGGGUUUUUUCCCAAUCCAUCUCUGGAGCCUGCAAGUCCUGGUACGGUGCCUAUUUUUUAUCCAGCAACUAUGGCUAAUUCUGGUUUUGUAGGUUUAGGGUAUGCAAAUGCAGUGCCCUUGGCACCGGGUGCCCCUGCAUGGAGGCCUCCCAUGCCAAUGCAUGUACCUUUGCCGGUGGGGCGCCCAAGUAUGAAUCCUGUUGUUGGGUUUGGCUAUAAUCCAAAUUUGAGCAAUAUGGUUGUUGCUAAUGUUGUGGAUCAGUUUAGUAAUGGUAUGGUAGCUGGGCAUGGUUCCAAUCCUAGUUUGGGCUAUAGAAACAGUGGGAAUGGAAGUGAUCAAAUGAGUAAUUAUGUUACGACAACAGGUUUUGCACCAAGUUCCAAUAUUGAAAAUAGGGGUAGUGGCAAUGGAAAUGAUCAGUUGCAGAAUGAAUUAUUAGGUGGGUUUGCUCAUAAGCCAAGUUCAGGACUCAGAAGCAGUAGCAGCGGGGCUGAUCAGGUGAGUGAUGAGGGUGGAGGUGAUUCGGUGUCAGGAAAAAAGGUUAAGAUUUUGUGUAGUUUUGGAGGGAAGGUACUGCCUAGACCUAGUGAUGGGGUGUUGAGAUAUGUUGGGGGGCAGACAAGGAUUAUUACUCUCAGGAGGGAUGUGAGCUUUAAUGAGUUUGUGCAAAAGAUGGCGGAUGCUUAUGGGCAACCUGUGGUUAUUAAGUACCAGCUUCCUGAUGAGGAUCUCGAUGCAUUGGUAUCCAUUUCAUCCGUGGAUGAUCUUGAUAAUAUGAUGGAUGAGUAUGACAAAGUGGUUGAAAGGUCUUCAGAUGGGUCAGCUAAGUUAAGGGUAUUUUUGUUUUCGGCUUCGGAGCUUGAUCCUUCUGGUAUGGUUCAAUUUGGGGAUUUACUUGACGAUGGGCAGAAAUAUGUUGAAGCCGUGAAUGGAAUUGUGCAUGGAUCGGCUGGUGGCAUCACACGGAAGGAGAGCUUAGCAAGUCUGGCUUCAACACGGAAUUCUGAUUUGAGUGGGGGUGAGGCUGUUGAUAGCAUUGGUGCUGGUCAGGGGGAUGAUAAUGGGGCUCCAUCAACAAGCAUGUUGUCACCUGGAGGGAAUUCAGCUACUUUUGUUGAUACUGGUCCAAAAAUAAUGGUUGUGGAUCCUAGUCCGGCUGUUUAUGCAGAUGGUGCUGUUCAUUUAGGAAUUCCAGUGGUAAAAUCUGCUCCUCCUCAAACACUGUCUUCUCAACAUGAGGUUGAGUCAGAGAGGCCAAUGCCCCUUAGUUCGCCACCUCAACAAGUGAUAUAUGAUAUGCCACAACACUAUGCAUCUACUACAUAUAUUGAUCCUCGCCGUGAGGUUAUUAACCAUUCUGAUCAUGUGCAUCUUGCACCUCAAAUGGGAUCAAGUCCUAUGUUGAUGGGCAAAACUGAUUCUGUAUUUAACCAACAACAUUUUUGUGAUAAUUCUUCCUUUCAUCAGUUCAUUCCUGCGUUGCACAUGACAAUGACUCCCUCCACUUCACAUGUUGGUGUUAGACCAACAGUAGUUCAUCCACUGUUCCAACCCAAACAAAUGCCGAUGGAGAAUGUUCAGCUUCCUGUUGAUGAGAGACAAAAUGUUUAUCAGGCUCAUAUUCCAACCUCAAUGGUUCCAGUAAGUCAGGGUUUGAUGGGUAUGACAGGUGGCUUACAAUCACAAUAUGUUUUGCCGACACAAUACCAGCUUAAACAGGAGGUCCCGCGUACUGGGGCCAUUGGCAUUCAUGCUGCAGAACAGCCAGUGCCCAAAGCCUCAAGAGAAUAUCAUGGCAAUAUUCCUGGUGUCCCCAAAAAUGAUAUUGUAGACCCUAACCAUCUGAUUCCCGUUGAUGGGAUGAUGGAAGCUCUUCGGAUAACCAAUGAGCAAGGUAAUUUACCUCUUUACAAAACCAGAAAAGAUAUCUUAGAUGAGAGAAUUCCACAAACAGCAGGGAGAGAUGUCCUUUUGGAUAACAUCUUUAGCAAAGAAAUAGACUCCAAUGAGAUGGUUAUUUUGGAUUAUGUAAUAACACAUAACCAACCAAGAAUUGGAACCCAAAACUUGGGUUCUAUUGAAGUUCAAUAUGGGAACCCUCAAUUUUCUGGUGUUCAGUCGGCACAUAAAGUGGAUGAUGUUUUGGAUUCCACAGAUUCACUUUUUAGCAAUCAAGAUCCUUGGAAUUUACAACAAGAUGCUCAAUUUCCUCCUAGACCUAACAAGAUUCAAACACAUAGAGAUGGAUUAGCAACUAAAGACCCUUUUGGAGAGAACAGUGCAGUAAUCAAUGGUGAAUCUAAAGCCCAAUUGGAAGAAGAAGUUUACCAGUCAUUAAAUCAUUUGAACAAGGAUUUCACUUCAGACAACACACAAUCCACACAAGGCUCGGCUGAGGAACUCAUCAAGAAAGAACUACAAGCUGUUGCUGAGGGAGUCGCUGCUUCUGUUUUCCAGUCAUCUACCCUUUCCAAUCCCGACAUACCAGCAACAACCGACAAAUAUGGUUUUGAAGGCAAGCAAGAGACUGAUGUUUCAACUAGAAACAUUGAAAUGCAGCAUAAAGCUAAAUUUGAGGAAAUCAAGACCAAACAACCGGACAGAACAAAUUUUGGUUUACGAGUUUCAGAUGGCAUUGGUUGCUUGCAGAUUAUAAAAAAUAUUGACCUUGAAGAGCUGCGAGAGCUUGGGUCUGGCACCUUUGGUACUGUUUAUCAUGGGAAGUGGCGGGGUACUGAUGUUGCAAUCAAACGGAUCAAUGAUAGAUGCUUCGCAGGGAAACCUUCUGAACAAGAACGCAUGAUUGAUGAUUUCUGGAAUGAGGCAAUUAAGCUUGCUGACUUGCACCACCCCAAUGUUGUGGCUUUCUAUGGAGUUGUUCUUGAUGGUCCUGGUGGCUCUGUGGCAACUGUGACAGAAUUUAUGGUUAAUGGUUCUCUAAGAACUGCUUUGCAGAAGAAUGAGAGGAAUCUUGAUAAGCGUAAGCGACUUUUGAUUGCCAUGGAUGUGGCUUUUGGAAUGGAGUAUUUGCAUGGAAAGAAUAUAGUGCACUUUGAUUUGAAGAGUGACAAUUUACUUGUCAAUCUUCGAGAUCCCCAUCGCCCGAUAAGCAAGGUUGGUGAUUUAGGCCUUUCUAAGGUGAAAUGUCAAACUCUGAUCUCAGGUGGUGUCCGUGGAACCCUUCCGUGGAUGGCUCCAGAACUUCUGAAUGGCAGCAGCAGUCUUGUCUCAGAAAAGGUCGAUGUGUUCUCAUUUGGUAUUGUCAUGUGGGAGCUUCUCACUGGAGAAGAACCAUAUUCAGACUUACAUUAUGGGGCAAUUAUUGGUGGCAUUGUAAGUAAUACACUAAGGCCACCGGUUCCAGAAUGCUGUGACCCGGAAUGGAGAUCAUUGAUGGAGAGAUGCUGGUCACCCGAGCCAUCAGAGAGACCAAACUUCACCGAGAUAGCAAAUGAGUUGCGCUCAAUUGCAGCAAAAGCUCAACCAAAGGGACAAAACCCACAAAAAUAAGCAGAAAGCUCAACCCUCGGUUUUCAAAUAUGAUUUUGGACAAUCUGGUCAUUGUUGGAAUCUCUUGUUUCCUUUGCAUUUGCUGGCAGUUGGAGGAAUAAUAGGAGGUCGUAAAUGUGCUGCUGCUUGGCAUGAACGUACGCAGCGCUGGAAGAGGAACGGAACUAAGUUUAUUAUUUAAUUAUUUUACAUAUAGAAAUUAUAUUUGGUGAUUUUGUUGACAUUAGACUUUACAUCUGAUUGAAGUUUGUUUUUAUGUACAAUUUAUAUUGUUGGGGAAUUAUAUGUUGAAUCUUU
Molecule: messenger RNA, 4157 nt
Organism: Hibiscus syriacus
Lineage: Eukaryota; Viridiplantae; Streptophyta; Magnoliopsida; Malvales; Malvaceae
Exons: 10
Coding region: 234-3860 (1208 amino acids)
Biological process (GO): protein phosphorylation; signal transduction
Cellular component (GO): cytoplasm
Molecular function (GO): ATP binding; protein binding; protein kinase activity
Source: RefSeq, a predicted model, not a curated record